Nematolebias whitei (Rio pearlfish) is the source of this 1445-nucleotide messenger RNA. RefSeq names its product fibulin-7. The transcript is spliced from 8 exons. The record is from RefSeq and is a predicted model, not a curated record. The coding region runs from base 1 to 1332 and encodes 443 amino acids. NCBI's taxonomy places the organism in Eukaryota, Metazoa, Chordata, Actinopteri, Cyprinodontiformes, Rivulidae. Gene Ontology annotation, molecular function: calcium ion binding.
AUGGAUCAGUGUUUUCCGCGCAGGUGUCUGAUCUUGUUGUGUUUGACAGCAGUUCAGGGUGGUCAAACCACUGUUCAGACAUGCAUGGAUAAGCACCAGGUGGUCGGCUUGCUGCGUCAGAUGGAGAAGUUCCUGAAAGGCCAGGAGAUCCGGUUCACCGAGGGCCUCCGGAUCAUGAAGUCAAAGCUGGCAUCACUUCAGAACUCUGUGUCCAAGUUACCUCAAGCUGACCAGUCAGCAGCUCCCUCUGCCUGCCCCUCCCUGGAAGCCCCUGCUCAUGGAACAAAGUUCGGCUCAAAGCAUUUUGUUGGACACGAGGUUCACUUCACUUGCGCUCAGGGGUACCGGCUCGUUGGUUCUUCCACGCGAGCCUGCAGAGACAACGGCACCUGGACCGGUGUCAGCGCACUUUGUAAAGAUGUGAGCGAAUGUGCAAGUAACCCCUGCCAAAAUGGAGGUACCUGCGUUGAAGGUGUCAACCAGUACAGAUGCACCUGCCCCCAAAACUGGAGCGGGUCACAGUGCCAGCACCAGACCCAGACAGCACCACCUGAGUGGAGCGUAAUGAACGAUCCAGCGUUUAGUCGGAGACCACGCUGUGCCCAAGUGAACCAAGCCCGACACUGCAGCUGUGACGCAGGCUUUCACAUGAGUGGCACCUCUGACAACAGUCUCUGUCAGGAUGUAAAUGAAUGUGAAGUGUACCGGUUGGACCAAGGAGGGAAACUGUGUGUCCACGAGUGCGUGAACGUCCCAGGCUCUUACCACUGCUCUUGUCCCAGCGGUUACAAGUUACUUCCAGAUGGGCGGAGCUGUGAAGAUGUGGAUGAAUGUUUAAGCCAGAAUCACAACUGUAGCCAAGGGACAUCUUGUGUCAACACGGGGGGAGGCUUUCGAUGUGUCAACCCAGAGUGUCCCCGAUCACAUGGCAACGUCAGCUACGUCAAGACAUCUCCUUUUCAGUGUGAGAGGAACCCCUGCCCGAUGAACAGCCGUUCCUGCCUCUACGCUCCCAAGACAAUGUCCUUCCACUUCCUGUCCCUGCCCUCCAACCUGCAGACUCCUGCCACUUUGUUCCGCAUGGCAACCGCCUCCGCCCCGGGCCGCACGGGGCCCGACAGCCUUCGCUUCGGCAUAGCAGGCGGAAACUCCCGGGGCAUCUUUGUCAUGCAACGCUCGGACAGACAGACCGGUGAGCUGAUCUUGGUGCAGCAGCUGCGUGGACCUCAGGAAAUCAGCGUUGAUGUGGACAUGUCUGAGUACAGUGACCGCACUUUUCAGGCCAAGCAUGUGGCCCGGGUCCAAGUUCUUGUGUCACCUUACAGUUUCUGAGUGAGGAAGAGGGCUUGAGACUGAAACCUGCAUAGGACCAAAGAGGAGCACUCACUAACUCUCACAAACUGAGUCUGCAGUCCUACGCCAGCAUUUGAUCAUUGGCUAAAUUU